AUGGUAGAUGCUCCGAACGGCCUGAGCGAUCAUUUUGGACUUGAACAGGAAGAUAACCACGACGGCACCAUGUACGAUGAUGCUGAUCUUGUUAUCGACGAGUUCGAGUCCUCGGACGAGAACGAUGAAUUUAUCAAGUCCUUAACGAAGCAAAACCUGCUGCCUACUGGCUGCUGCUAUGAUGAUCGGAUGAAGCUGCACGCAAACGCUGACUUUGGCCCCUCGCCGCAUCAUCCCGAAGACCCGCGAAGAAUCGAGGAAAUCAUGAAGAUCUUCAAGAAAGCAGGACUUGUUUAUACCGGACCCGAUACAGAGCUGUCAGAGAUCCUUAAGGACACGCCGACCAAAUACAUGUGGAGGAUCCCAGCUCGUGAUGCCACGAGAGCAGAGAUAUGCACGUGCCAUACUGCUCGCCACUUCGAUUGGGUGCGAGGAUUAUCCAACAUGUCGACCCAGGAUCUACGUCAGCUCAGUCACAGCUUAGAUCAGGGCAGGGCCUCACUCUAUGUGGGUGCCAUGUCAUUCGAGGCUGCCUUACUUGCUGCGGGAGGAGCAAUCGAGACUUGCAAGAACGUCGUCGCAGGCAGAAUCAGAAAUGGCUUUGCCAUCAUCAGGCCGCCAGGGCACCAUGCUGAAUAUGAUUGUUCCAUGGGAUUCUGCUUGUUCAACAACGUGCCCAUAGCAGCAACCAUCUGUCAACGGGAAUACCCGGAAAAGUGUCGCAAAAUCCUCAUACUUGAUUGGGACGUUCAUCAUGGCAAUGGCAUUCAGAACUUGUUCUACACAGAUCCGAAUGUCCUCUACAUAUCUUUGCACGUGUAUCAAAAUGGCCAGUUCUACCCCGGAAAGCCUGAGAACCCGCGGAUUCCUGACGGAGGUAUCGACCAAGUUGGCGAGGACGCAGGGAGAGGCAAGAACGUCAAUAUAGGCUGGGCUGACCAAGGAAUGGGUGAUGGAGAGUACCUUGCCGCAUUUCAAAAGAUCGUUAUGCCCAUCUCUCAGGAAUUCAAUCCUGAUCUCGUCAUCAUUUCGUCCGGGUUUGAUGCUGCGCAAGGAGAUGAACUGGGUGGGUGCUUCGUAACACCUAGCUGUUAUGCCCACAUGACUCAUAUGCUCAUGUCACUUGCCGGUGGCAAGGUAGCCGUCUGUCUCGAGGGCGGUUAUAACCUCAAAGCCAUUUCCCAGUCCGCUCUAGCAGUCGCGCGGACCUUGAUGGGCGAGCCACCUCCUCAAAUGGAGCAGCUUCCCAGGAUUGAAAAGGAGGCGGCCAAAGUUCUUGCUAAGGUCCAAGCUACGCAUGCCCCAUACUGGGAGUGCAUGAGACCGGGAAUCAUUGAUAUUCCGGAGUCAGACGCCGGUGCUAAUCGGCUUCAUGAUGUCGUCCGUGGCUACCAACGCCAGAAUUUGGCUGAGAGAUUCAGCAUGGUACCACUCUUCAUCCAACGAGAGGCUCUAUUCAAAUCGUUCGAAAAUCAAGUUCUGGUUUCGGCUGGCAUCCAAGAGAAGAAGAAGGUCUUGUUUAUCAUUCAUGAUCCACCUGAACUCGUCGCUAUGCCAGACGUGAUUGACAAUACAGUCGAACCUCACAAUGCAUUCAUUUUAGAUGGCGUCGCCUCUUACGUUGAGUGGGCUUAUAACAACGGCUUUGGCGUCAUCGAUGCAAAUGUGCCGCACUACGUCACUCGUCCAGAGGAUGUCGAUCCGUAUAUUCCUGGAGCAAAUGAGAGGACUCUUUCGGUCCAGAUCAAGGAGCUGGUGAAUUACAUUUGGGACAACUACCUCCAGCUCUAUGAAGCCGAAGAUAUCUUCUUGCUUGGAGUUGGCAACGCUUACCUUGGUGUAAAGCUUCUCCUAACUGAGCGACACUGCAAGGACCGGGUUACCGGGGUUGUCAAUUUUGUUACUGGCAAUUUACGCCCCGUUAAGUCCGCGGUAGACGAGGAUCUCUCGACGUGGUACAAGAAGAACUCGCUGGUCUAUGUGGCCAACGACCAUGCCUGCUGGAGUGAUCCCGACCUUGCCAAGAAGGUGGGCAAGAAACGGUUCGGUGGCGUCAAGCGUAGCAACCAGGUCGGACUGAAUCGUAUGAUGCAAGAGCAUGCCGGUGAGGUCCACGAGUGGAUCACCGGAAGGCUCCCAGACAGUGGAAAUACUACGGAGGACGAGAAGAUGACUUGA
This is a messenger RNA of Pseudomassariella vexata, 2178 nucleotides long. Its product is annotated as histone deacetylase. Gene Ontology annotation, cellular component: histone deacetylase complex. The coding region runs from base 1 to 2178 and encodes 725 amino acids. The transcript has 4 exons. Gene Ontology annotation, molecular function: histone deacetylase activity. The record is from RefSeq and is a predicted model, not a curated record. Gene Ontology annotation, biological process: chromatin organization. Lineage: Eukaryota; Fungi; Ascomycota; Sordariomycetes; Amphisphaeriales; Pseudomassariaceae.